Molecule: messenger RNA, 1308 nt
Organism: Daucus carota subsp. sativus
Lineage: Eukaryota; Viridiplantae; Streptophyta; Magnoliopsida; Apiales; Apiaceae
Product: 1-(5-phosphoribosyl)-5-[(5-phosphoribosylamino)methylideneamino] imidazole-4-carboxamide isomerase, chloroplastic
Exons: 10
Coding region: 185-1126 (313 amino acids)
Biological process (GO): L-histidine biosynthetic process; L-tryptophan biosynthetic process
Cellular component (GO): cytoplasm
Molecular function (GO): 1-(5-phosphoribosyl)-5-[(5-phosphoribosylamino)methylideneamino]imidazole-4-carboxamide isomerase activity
Source: RefSeq, a predicted model, not a curated record
UUACCAGUAACUACAGACAUUCACUGUAAUUGUGUAAAUUAGUAACUACAAUAGUAAUAACAGAGAUACAGUCAUACAGAAGAGGAGAGCCCAGUGAAGACACUAAGGAAAGCCUUGAAGUUGCAGACAAGAAUUCGGAAAAGGAACAGUUUUUUUUGAAGGCUUAGGUGUGGUAUCAAAGAAAAUGCGAGGUCUCCAACUAAACCUAACUAGGUUGGACCUUAGUUCACUUCAUUCGAAUCUGGAAUAUUCGAUUUUUAGUUGUAAGAGAAUGCCAAAAUUGAUUGCUACGCAUUCAUCCGUUAUGGGGCAGCCAAAGCUAUCAGUAACAUGCGGAGUUCGUUUUCGUCCUUGUAUAGACAUACAUAAGGGAAAAGUGAAGCAAAUAGUAGGGUCCACUCUUUCUGAUUCGAAGGAUGGAGACAUGAGUCUUAUAACUAAUUUCGAAUCGGAUAAGUCAGCAGCAGAAUAUGCUUCUCUAUACAAAGAAGAUGGGCUCAGAGGUGGUCACGUAAUUAUGCUUGGAGCCGAUCCUUUAAGUAACUCAGCAGCCAUGGAAGCUUUACAUGCUUAUCCUGGUGGUUUGCAAGUUGGAGGUGGUAUCAAUUCCAGCAAUGCUAUGAACUACAUUGACGAAGGAGCAAGCCAUGUUAUAAUUACAUCAUAUGUAUUUAAUAAUGGACAAAUGGAACUCGGGAGGCUUGAAGAACUUGUUCAUCUUGUUGGGAAAGAGAGGCUUGUAUUGGACCUUAGUUGCAGGAAGAAGGAUGGUAAAUAUGCAGUUGUCACUGAUAGGUGGCAGAAGUUCAGCGAUGUCUAUGUUAAUGAAGAAGUAUUAAAUUUUCUUUCCACUUAUGCUGAUGAGUUUCUGGUUCAUGGAGUCGAUGUUGAAGGGAAAAAGCUGGGAAUUGACGAAGAGCUUGUCGCUCUACUUGGAAAACACUCACCGAUACCGGUUACCUAUGCUGGCGGUGUGACUGUAAUGGAUGAUCUGGAGAGGAUAAAGAUUGCAGGAAUGGGAAAUGUAGAUGUUACUGUUGGUAGUGCUUUAGAUAUUUUUGGUGGCAACUUGCAUUAUAAAGAUGUUGUAAGUUGGCAUGACGAACAAGCUGCCGUAGCAGCUUAGUUUUCUUCCAUACUGUACUUUGUUAUGGAUGCGACUUAUCAUGAGUCAUGACUGAUGUAGUGGAAAAAUCAAAAGUUUUUUUCACCAGGUUAAAACUGUUUUGAUGGUACCUCUUCAAUGUAGAACUGAGAUGUAUGGGCUGGUCCUGUGCUUUUGAAUGCUAAGUUAAGUUUUGCAGAGUA